Suhomyces tanzawaensis NRRL Y-17324 is the source of this 1521-nucleotide messenger RNA. RefSeq lists its product as uncharacterized. The transcript has 2 exons. The coding region runs from base 22 to 1404 and encodes 460 amino acids. The record is from RefSeq and is a predicted model, not a curated record. Gene Ontology annotation, molecular function: zinc ion binding. Lineage: Eukaryota; Fungi; Ascomycota; Pichiomycetes; Serinales; Debaryomycetaceae. Gene Ontology annotation, cellular component: nucleus.
CCCAUCUACGGCACCACACCAAUGUCAAAUACUCCCUCAACUUCACAGGUUCUCAAGGAUUACAUUGAUAUAAUAAAUACACCAAAGAAGGCUUCCCCUUUACCCUCUGCUUCUAGGACUGCCACCCCUCAGACAUCUCGUUCCAAACACCCAGAUAUCCAAUACUUCCAAAGAGUGAAAGCGAAAAAUCACUUCACAUACCACAAAUCCAAGCUACAUGGCAGAAUCGUGGACAAGAUACAAUCUAAAAUGACUGUUUUCGAUCCUUAUAAUCAUGAGCAGCUUUUAGUCAGGUUGAGAAGUUUCACCCCGAUGAACUGGCAUGUACCGGAAGAGGACGACGGCUUGAACGAGCUCAAAUGUGCCAGAAACGGAUGGAAAUGUCUUUCAUUCUCCAUCACCAACCAUACUAAGAACCACCUUCUUUGUACCAACUGUAACAAACUGUUGGUCUUGAAGUUUGGAAGCGAGUCACCCAAAUCGGCAUCCACCAUAUUCCCAUUUGAAGAGGAAACGGAGCCAGAAAAUGAGGAAGAAUUAAACAGGUUGCUUAAACAGAAGUACUUGCAGCAAAUAGUCAUAGAUGGCCAUAGUAGUGGUUGCUCGUGGAGAAAUUUUGAAACUCCCCUUGAAGGAAUCUAUUAUUUAAGGCCGUACAUCAAUAUCACCAAUGAGCUUUUGAUAAACGACUAUCUUAAGAACCUCAAGAACUUGAUUGACAAUUGGGUGGUCUUGUCAGAAUUUAAGGAGUACUUCGAAGACUCCUUUGUUGCCUCCUCGGCAGAUCCCGCCUUUUUGAAAAUCUCCAAUCAGUGGUUGUUACAAAGAUAUUUCAAAGAAAACAAAGAAAAUUUAUCCAUAUUAUUAGAAAUGAUUCCUUCUUGGAUCUACACCUUUUCCAUGUUGGGAUGGGCUUUAAACGUGCAGACAUUUUCAGACCAAGUGAUCUUAUUACUUAUUUGUAAUAAGUGUAAUCAAAGAAUAUUUUUGAAUUUGGAAAAGCAUUCGUCAUCUCCUCAACCAUAUCUCCAUUUGUCUUCGUCCAAGAUCUUGACACCUUGUAAAUAUCCUAUACCAAACCCACAGCUCCCGGGAUAUCAAGAUGAACAGCAUGAAGAGACAGUGAAAUUUAAUCCAUACACAGAGCAUAAGGAUUGGUGUUGUAAUGUCCAUAGAAUGACUACUUCAGAAGUUAACUCCGACCUAAAAAUUCACCAGUAUUUCCACGAUAUGUUUUUGAAUUCCAAGUCCAAUAUUGGCCCUAAUGGUGAAUACGUUCAGGCAGAUGAGGACUUAAGCAUGGAUUGUACUGAGUCGCUGGCAAAGAGACGAAAGUCGUUUGAUAUUAAUGAGGGCAUUGAAAAGUUGAAUAAGUUGAGAAAGCUUUAUAUGCUAGACGAAUAACCACUCAAUAUGCGAGGCAUAAAGUUGUCUUCUGGAAGUCAACCAUAGAUAAUAUGUAAUAUUAAUGCGAUAAACUAGUACAAAUUACAAAUUGGUAUGUAGAGAAGUGAAGGUGCC